This is a messenger RNA of Suillus paluster, 3758 nucleotides long. RefSeq names its product CHAT domain-containing protein. Gene Ontology annotation, molecular function: protein binding. NCBI's taxonomy places the organism in Eukaryota, Fungi, Basidiomycota, Agaricomycetes, Boletales, Suillaceae. Bases 1 to 3579 code for a protein of 1192 amino acids. The record is from RefSeq and is a predicted model, not a curated record. The transcript is spliced from 8 exons.
AUGGCCAGUCUUGAGCUUGAGCUCGGCAUGGACGUCACGGUUAAAAACAAGCUUAUCUCCGGAUUCUCCCGCUGCCUUAAGUCUCAUCUCUUCAUAUCGGCGCUUAAUGGAAUCAACACCAGCGUCUAUCGUGCCGAACACAUCAAUACACACGUGCGACAUGCCCUGCACCCUCUCACCCUCUCAUCCAAUAUCAACAGUCCCCAUAUCCCUACCCUCCAUCUUGUCCCAUCGCUCAUUCUGCCCACCACUCAAUCUUCAAUGCUCCAACGUGUUGCUCGUCAUUUGCGUCGUCGCGGCAUUGUACCCGGUAGCUCGCAUGACCAACAUAUCAGACUCGAAGUCAUCAGUGGAAAAGACCUUCAAGUCCUUUCCGAGCGCAUACCCGCAGGAAUCUACGUGUCCAUCACACUCGCGAAGAGGAGACGCUGGAAAUCAGCUAUUCAAGUCCCAUCAUCCAAUAGUUCUGUAGCGUGGGGUGAUACCGUGACCCUAUCACCAUAUGCAUCAUCUAAAUUAUCGGUCGAGAUCAGAGCAUCCUUUGAGCUAGGUCGAAUGCUAGGCAAUGGCGAAGUCAUCGGGAAACUUAAAAUAUCGUGGGAUAAGUUGCUCCGUCACGGAAAUGAGCCUUUCGAACUGUCCUUCCCACUUGUUCGCGGUGUCCACCCAUCUGUCACGUUGAAGGCUGCUGCUGUGAAUGGUUGCGGAAACAACAACGGUGAACUGUUGAACCCCAUCGUCGACUGCAAGAUCGCUCAAGACACGGAUACGGGUCAAACAAGAUCUGGUGAAUACGUGACAAGCAAGAGGGUCUCUGACUUGAACGAUGCUGUGGCACAUUUUGACUGCACUGACCAACCUCGCGUGCGCACGCCUGAAAGGGGCCACCCUGAUCGUCCGCUAUCCCUCUAUUACCUCACUGAAGCGCUGACCUGGCGCCACAAGAAGGAAAAUACACCUUUCGACAUCCGCGAAUCUGCUCAGAUCUACCAUGAGCUACUGUCACUCUGCCCAGAGGGCACCUAUCUUCGGAGCAUCGCGGAAGGGGCUAAUGGCGUGGAUUAUGUGAUUAGCGGAUGCAACAAUCUUCCGAUAGACGCAUCCGAUGAAGACAUCCGCCUUCGACGAAUCGUCCUCGAGGUCUGUCCCCAGGGCCAUCAACACCGUCUAGGCGCCCUUGACCAGCUUUCGCGGUCACUCCAGACACAUUUUGGGCAAUGUGGGAGCAUUGUUGAUAUAGACGAGAGCAUACAACUUGGUCGCGAAGCUGUUUCUCUGUGUCCCGAGGGACAUCCUAAUCGUGGUGUCUGCUUAAAUAACUUGGCUCUCUCACUCCGCUACUACCGCUUCCGUCACCAGGGCAAAUCUGAUGACCUCAACGAGGGCAUCUCUCUGCUUGAGGACGCACUGUGCCUGAGCCCUGUUGGGCACGAAUCUCGUGAUGGAUUAUUGGACAACCUAGGGAGCGCCCUCCUCGACCGUUUCAACCAACGCGGUGAGGUAGAAGACAUCAACAGAGCUAUCAGCCUCCUUCGCGAGGCAUUGACAUUGCGCCCACCUGAGCAUCAACAACGUAACAUCACACUUUCCAACCUUGCCCUCGCACUGAUAACCAGAUAUGGCAAAUCACAUGCCAACGAGGAUCUUAACGAGGCCAUCGAGUUGUGCCGUGAAUCAAUUCGGUUAACGCCGUAUGGCCAUCCAGAGUGCCAUGGAGUUCUUUUCAAUUUGAGCUGGGCACUCUGCUCUCGUUUCACGAGAACUCAGAAGAUUGAAGAUGUUGAGGAGGCCAUUGAGCUCUGCCAAGAAUCACUGGUAACUUUGCCAUCGCUGCAUCCAGAUAGAUUCUACAGCUACAUGCGGCUGCAGGAGGCCUAUCUGUCUCGUUACCAGGUGCAAUGCAAUUUGGCUGAUUUGUCACUCGCAGUUGAAAACUUCAGAUUGGCGUCAAUGCACCCCACUAAAGGAUUCCUAGAACGCAUCAUUAUAGCAUACAAUUGGACUGUGGUAGCAGAACAGCAUGGCCAUGAAUCUGCACUGGAGGCCUACACAAUAUUUCUCGACCUUCUUGAUGAUCAUUUGUCAACACGCUCAUCAACUAUUUCACGGCAGGAAGCUACUACUACCUUCCAUUAUGCCAGAACACUCCCUGUAGAUGCAUCAUCAUGUGCCUUACGCCGUCAUAACCUAGAAAAGGCUGUCGAACUCGUGGAGCAGGGCCGUGGCCAGCAGUGGUCACUGGCGUCUCGGCUCAGGACUCCAGUCGAAGAACUCGAAUCAGCAAACCAAAAACUGGCUCACGAGUUUUCGGAGCUGAGCAAGCGUGUUUCCGAUGCUGCUCAGGGUUCUGCAGCAAUCACCGACAGAGCUGCUGCUGAUCAGGCAGCAAUGAAGUACAGGAGGUGUACAGAGCAGUGGGAAGCUGCAGUGGGCAAAAUCCGCAACAUUCGAGGUUUCUCGCGGUUCCUCCUCCCGCUGUCAUACGAAGACUUGCAGGUGGCAGCGCGCGACGGCCCAGUCAUAAUUCUCAUUGCCAGCAAAUAUUCGUGCAAUGCGCUCAUUGUCCCGACGUCAGGGGUGCCCCAUCAUGUUCCUUUCCCGUCUCUCACUCUCGCUGAUCUUGCGAAGCUCAAAGACGACUUCACGAUGGCGAUACGGCAUGCAUCGCUGAUGGGCCCAACAGAGUCGCGGACGGAGUUGAUAGUACUCUUGCGGAAGUUAUGGGACGAGAUCAUGCUACCCAUCGUCAAGGUACUGGGGCAUGAUCUCAAAGUCAAGCCCCGCUCUCGAAUCUGGCUGUGUCCAACUGCAGCAUUUACCUCCAUUCCUCUUCACGCAGCUCAUCCCUCUCGAACGAAAGCAGAUGGAAGUGGGCGGGAAUUAUCCCUCGAGGAUAUCUUCAUUUGCUCCUACACGCCCACACUUUCGGCUCUCAUCAGAUCUCGACAGGCGAUGAAGACGCAUCAGACGAGUCCAUCCUUUGUGGCGAUUGGGCAAAGUCAACCAGGCGCAGGGCAAGGUAUGGCACUCGCCACUGUCGACAGCGAGCUUGAGCUCGUCCAUAAACGCGUUCCCCCCAACGUCAAUUUCAGUACUCUUUCAGGUGACGAAGCUACACAGGCCGGUGCACUCGAUGCCUUGCGACGCAACACCUGGGUGCAUCUUGCUUGUCACGGCAAGCAGGACCGUGAACAGCCUUACAACUCGCGCUUCGCCAUGAGAGAUAAGCCUCUCACCCUCCUUGACAUCAUGGAGAACGACACUCCGCAAGCCGAAUUCGCAUUCUUGUCAGCGUGUCAUACCGCCGUCGGCGAUGAAGAGACGCCCGACGAGGUCAUCCACCUCGCAGCUGGCCUACAGUUUUCAGGGUUCAAGAGUGUGAUUGGCACGCUGUGGGUGGUCGAUGACGAAGUCACCAAGCACGUUGUUGAAGCAUUCUACGAGAAUAUGUUCAAGGACUUGAAGGAUGGUGUCCUGGACUGUACGAAGGCAGCCAAAGCACUCAAUUAUGCUACGCAUGGGGUGAAGAAGUUGGUGCCACUCGAGCAGAGGAUUGUUUUCAUUCACAUUGGUGUGUAGUUCUAUGUCCCAUUGCUUUUGUCUCGUACAGAUUUACAUGUUGUUGAUUUUCGAUUCCCUUCUAUCUCGGUGCAUUUGUUAACGUUGUAGGAAUUAUCUCUUGUAUAGUAGUUGUCUGCUGUUCGGCAAAUUGAUCAGAUUUGUUCUCGAAGACAAUGCUUGGCAUGUACAGUAAUAUU